AUAAUGAUAAUAACGAUUUAAAAUAUGUAAUUCAAUUUUAAUAAACUAUUGAUUUAUUUGUAUAUGCGUUCAACUAACAAAUUACAGUUUUUAACUACUUAUAAAUUUGUACAGUGAAUUGGGUCGAAUUUAAUAUUAUAAAGGAUGUUAAUUGUUAAGGUUUAUAUCUCGAUCACAGUGUUUAUGGUGUGUAUUUUAAUUGUUGACAAUAAUAUAAUCAUAUAGUCAUAAUAUUACUCUAUGAAUAUACCUUAUACAAUCUGCAACAUAAGUAAUAAAUAAUAAAUGUUCAAUACAUUCAGGUUUUUAGCGAAAUUUAUUAAAGUCAUCUACGAAUACAUAUUAACAUAAAUCAUGGACACAGAACCAUUGGAAUACCAAUUCAAACCAUUUGUGUUCACAUUGAAAGACAAGACCCAACCGCCUGUAGAUCGUCCACUUCCCAAAGUAGACCAUAAUAUUGCAUGCAAUAAUGACUUUAUAUUUUCAUACGCAUGUGGUCAUUCUCUCCAACCAUUGGUAAAUGUCGGUGUCACUCUAGGGACGGUGAGUUUGACUGUUGACUAUUGCUUAGAACAGUAUUAAAUUGUAAACAAAUUUUUAAUUUUAGGAGCAUGUGGAAGGAUCUUUGUGGAAGUACAACUUUAUUGCUGGUCUUUGGGAAAAUAUUACUUGUAGGAAUUUCCCAGGAAGUUUAAAAUUCAAUUCUGUCUUACUUUCAGGAAGUAUUAUAUUCAUUCACGGUGGAAAAGGCAUUCGUUAUCAUAAUCAAUCAAAGUAUCAAACAUUUAUUGGUAUAUAAUAAUUCAUAUUUAUUGUCGCUAGAUUUAUUUCUUUUUUCAUUUCUGUAUGUAGGAGAUUUAUCAAAUGAACACAAUGAAAAUGGUGUAGAAUUUGAAGAAAUUCAUUGUACAGAUGGAAUACCUAAAAAUGGAUAUGGCCAACCGAUAAUUAUUGAUGGUCAAUAUUUAUACUCUGUAAAUGGAGUUGCUGAACAUGAACAUGAAAUGGAUGUAUAUAGGCUGGAUCUGAGCACUAAAAAAUGGAAGUUAUUAUAUGAGGCACGGGGCUGGCAUGCAGAUACUACAUAUAAAUUCAAACAUGAAGUGGCAUAUUAUAACAAGAAAAUAUACAUGUUUGGAGGUGUUCAUUUUCCAUCUACAAAUACUAAUGCAAUUACAGGGUAUAUGAAUAUGUUUCAAGUGAGCUAUAUAUUAUAUGAUGUGUUUUUGUUAAUUAUUUUAUAUUUAUUUCAUUAUAUUCUAGAAAAUACACAUUUUUGAUUUAUCAUCUAACACAUGGCAGUAUUCUCAAACGGUGCCCGACUGUCAAAAUUCAUUUUGUUAUCCUGUAAAUCGGAUUCAUCAUGCAUGGGUGCAAUGUGUAGUUCAAAAAGAGUUUGUAUACAUGAGUGGUGGUUAUAAUGGGGUAAAAUCAUUUAAUGACAUAUGGCGUUUUAAUCUAGCUACUUUAGAAUGGUGUCUUCUUAAGUCAUUUUUUUUACGUGAACCCACUUAUUUUCAUUCUAUGACAAUUACUCCAGCAGGUCAAUUGUACUACUAUGAUGGUGUGGUUUGUAAAACUCAUUUAUAUUCAUACUCUAUAAGCCCUAAUGAUAACAUACAGUGUGCAUGGAUUUCAGUGCCCAAAUUACAUGCUAUUUGUUGGGAUGCCAUGUUAUACUAUUUUAAAAAUCAAAUGUUAAAGUCUUCUUUUGAAGACUUAAAGAGUUUAGGAAUACCAUCAGAAUAUUGUAGAAGUAUAACUAAAGCCAAAUCAUUAUUAUAAUUAAAUUUACAUUUGUUUGUGAAUACCAUUGGUAUAAGACUUAAAUAUCUAAUAUUAUAUAAAACAACUUUAUUUUAUUUAGUAAAAUAACUUUCUCAGCGACUAGGGUCAUUGACUAUAAAAAAACCAACUUUUUAUUAGUGCAUUUUAUUAUAUGAAUAUUAAUGAAGUAUCAUUUAUAUGAUUAUUAUAUUAAUCAUAAUACUUUUGCAACAAACCUAUUAUGGUAAUUACCAAUACUGCAUAAAUGUCAGCUUUAGUCAAAUAAUAUAUUAAUUAUGAUUUUUGAGUAAAGUAAAAAUUUUAUAUGAUAAUCUUUUUUCUUCCUCAUGAUCUUUAUGGCUUUAUCACAUGCAAGUGUGGUCACUGGUCAGCUAUUCUUACUUUUGCUUUCCACAUCACUAUCCAUAAUCAUAUCCACAUUUCAAUCCUUAUUAUUUGUUCUAUAACCCAACACGUCCUGGUUUCUCCAUUUAUACUCGCCUCAUUUAUCUUUUGAUUAUUGCACAUAUAUCUUUCUCAACAUACUCAUACCAUCUAAAUAUCUUUUCUUUUUACACCAGAAUAGGUUUUUAAAUUUUAUAUUACUAUUAUUAAAUAGCCCUAAGCAAAUAAAGUCCUAUUAGGGAUACAUUUAUUCUAAGUGAUUCUGAUUAAAUAAGUAUAUCAAAUGUGACUUCUCUAGAAAUAAUUAUUAAACACAUAAUUGUAAAUAUUAUUUUAAUUUAAGCCAUAUUAAUUGUAGUUUAAGGUAAUUACUUCAUUUUUAUAAAAUUUGAUUAAUGACUGAAAUCUGUUUCACAUUAUACUAUGUAUAUUGUAUACAUUGCAAAAACGCAUAAAACAAAACUUCAUGGUUUAUGAAAUAUGUAUUAUUGUUAUUAUUAGUACAGUAGCUAUGAAUAUGGUGCCAAUCAAUAGUCAAAAAAAUAUCCUAUAGUCCUCUAGGUUUUUGUUAAAUAAUUUGAUUAAAAUUUAACCUAGUCAUCUUUAUUUAAUUAUUUAUUUAUAUAAUUUGUACAUAAAUAAAUACUCAUUUUUUAAAGAAAAUUAUCGGGACAUGCUAAGCAUGUGAAUAUAAACAUAAAUAAUAAAUGCAAAAAUCGUUCCUAUCAUCAAAACUAUACAUAUAAUGUAUUUUAAAACAAUAAUAAUGUAUGAUAAAAAUUUUGUCUAUUUCAAUUAUUUUUAACUGUAUUUAUUGAGAUUAUAUCAUUACUUUUUCUGGUAGAGCAUCCACUAGAAACUACGGUCCUAACUAUCUGGGGAAAGCUCUGUCAGUUGCUCUUUGUGAAUGAAUGGUAUUAUUCGUAUUCAACUAUUUUACGUGAUAGUGUGAAUGUAUAUUAUUUGUAAAAUUAUUAUUACUAUUAUUAUUUAAAUAUAAAUUUUUAAGUAAAAUAUUUAUAAAAUAAUUGCCAUUUUUUCCAUUUAUUAAGUAAAUUAAGAAAAAGUCAAAAAAUUAACCUUAUAAAUGCACAAACUAGAUCAAAAAUGCUAUAAGAAAGUUUUUGAUUAGAAUAUUUCUAGUAAAAAAGUUGUUUAAACAUAUAAAAAAAAACAUAAUGAAAUAUUCCUUGCUUUGUUCAGUCUAAAGGGUAAACAUAAUGAAAGUACUUUAAAAGUUUAAAAAAUUAUCAAUUAAACCAUUACAAGUAGUUUUAAAAUGUCAAGUGAACUAUUUACAAAUUAAGAUAUUAAAUUUAUUUAGAUUUUAAUACAUUAUUGCUAUUUUAUAACUUUUAAUAUUGUAAAUAGAUUUAUUUUAUUAAUUUAUAUGGGCUAGGUCCUUUGGACAAAAUACAGGAACAUAUAUUAAUUAUAGUUUUUUUAUACCAAAUAAGUUUAGAAAUCAGACAUUUUACAUGCUCGUAGUCUGCUUUCCUAACUUGUUAAUUUAUUGACUUCAUUUCCAAUUGGUUUUUUUAGGAAAAAUUUUUCUAAAAAGAAACUGUAAUAUCAUAAUAGUUAUAUUAGAAAAUAUAAACACUCAUUUGACAUGUAAAUUAUGAUAUUGUAAAUAGUACUUUGUACUACUACCUACCUAUGUUAUUUUUUAUUAUAUUUAAUGUUAUUAUUUUUUUUACUAAGUACCUUUAGCUUUUAUUUUAAAUAUGUUGUAUUAUGUAAGUAUUUAAAUAAAAUUACUUGUGUAUUUAAGCUAAUUUUUUUUCAUGAUUCUAAGUGG
This is a messenger RNA of Cinara cedri, 3976 nucleotides long. The record is from the annotation of a GenBank genome assembly. Lineage: Eukaryota; Metazoa; Arthropoda; Insecta; Hemiptera; Aphididae.